Strongylocentrotus purpuratus (purple sea urchin) is the source of this 1836-nucleotide messenger RNA. Its product is annotated as indole-3-acetic acid-amido synthetase GH3.2-like. Gene Ontology annotation, cellular component: cytoplasm. NCBI's taxonomy places the organism in Eukaryota, Metazoa, Echinodermata, Echinoidea, Camarodonta, Strongylocentrotidae. The transcript is spliced from 8 exons. Bases 1 to 1836 code for a protein of 611 amino acids. The record is from RefSeq and is a predicted model, not a curated record. Gene Ontology annotation, molecular function: acid-amino acid ligase activity.
AUGAUUUAUGGGACGAUAGCAGCCUGGUUGGCAUACCAUACAGGAACGACAUCAUUAGGAGGCUGGUUUUCCGGAUUCCUUGCUGUCGCUGCGUCCUGCAUCUCUGUCCUGUUCUUAUGGAUCCUCACCCUCCGUCCAUCUCCUAAGCAGGGAGUCAUAUCGGUUCUGCAUCAUCUGUACUUCGCAGGCAAGUCUUACAUCAGGGGAAAGUAUUUCCUUCGGAAACUAAAGACAGCGUGGAAGAACCCUCGUUAUGCUCAGGAUCAGUUUCUCAUGAGAGUUCUCAAGGAAAAUGGAGAUACAGACUACGGAAGGAAGUUCAAGCUCAAGAACAUCGUAAGCGCAGAGGAGUUCCGAAAACGUCAUCCGUUGACGACCUACGAAGAUUACAAACCUUAUGUCGAACGGGUAAUGGCUGGAGAGCAAGGUGUGAUGACCCAGGUCAUGCCGAAUGCGUUUAUACAAACCUCGGGUACGACAGGUCCCUCAAAGUAUUUCCCACAGAGAGAUCACAGGCUUGUAUUGACAAGAUGGCUGGAUGUUGUGUUUACCAGUCUGUAUGAAGUAUGCCCACGUUUAGGGAUACUCCAGAAGAAAAUGUUCCACUACGUCCAACCAGUAAUAUCUCGGGCAAAAAGUGGAGGGAGUAUUCGUCCAGGCAUUUCGUUGUACGAAGAUGGCUUUAUGGCAUCCUGCUACACAACACCGCCUGCUGGUUUCCGUAUUCAGUCCUUCAAAGAGGCAAAUUACAUCCAUCUCCUUUUUGCUCUCCUCGAUCCAAACCUGGGUGUCAUAUAUGCAGUUUUCAUUGGUGCCAUUGAUAAUGUAAUGAAGCAACUUGAGCAAUGUUGGGAGGACAUUGUGUAUGAUAUCGAGCAUGGAACAAUCAAUGAGAAGGUUAAGUUCGACGAUGCUGACAUCAGAUCCUUACUUGAACAGGCUCUUGGCGGAGGUCACCCGGAGAGGGCGGGCGAGCUCAGAAGUCAAUUCGAAAAAGGGUUUGACGGCAUCAUGAAAAGGGUGUGGCCAAACCUUGAGGUGCUGGUAGCUGUGGAAAACGUCGGAAUCUGGCCAAAUCUAAAAGCAAAAUACGCAAAAGGUAUACCACUUGUCAACUUUGGAUACGGAACAUCUGAAGGAAUGCAUCAAGGGUUAAACCCAUGGUUAUAUGAUGACAAUCAUGGCCUGGCUUUCUGGAUCACGGACUCCUUCUUCGAAUUCAUCAAACAUGAAGACUCGCAUGAGAAUCAGCCUAAAACGCUCUUCAUUGACGAACUCGAGAUCGGGAAGGAGUACGAGAUCGUCUUUACCCAAGACAGUGGACUCUAUCGAUACAGAGUAGGAGAUGUCAUUAGGAUAACUGGCUAUCACUACAACUGUCCUACAUUUGAAUUCAUGUAUAGAAUGGGGUUGAUGUUGAACUUGCGGUAUGAGAAGAUGAACCAGGUUGUUCUUAAAGCAGGACUUCAGUCGGCCGUGGGGCAGUGGAAUGAUGUUAGGCUAGUCGAGUAUGCAGUGGCUGAAAGCACACUUAUUCCGAAAUCAUUCUCAGAUUUCGAAGAGAAUGAAGACAUGCCGUACUACGUGAUGUUCUUAGAACUAGACCAGGCAGGAAGCACAAGCAUAAAUAAGGAGACCGAGACCGCGAAGGUUAAUGAGACCACGAAUUCAAUCGACAGAGAGCUCCGUGAUCGUAACAGCGACUACGAGAGACUACGGAGAGAAGGCGCCAUUUCACGCCCACGUGUCCACAUCGUGAAACCCGGCACGUUUGAAGAUUUCGAACAAUACGUGGUGAAGACGACCAACACUACUGCAAACCAGUACAAAUCCUGA